This is a messenger RNA of Hemibagrus wyckioides, 2021 nucleotides long. RefSeq names its product family with sequence similarity 163 member B, genome duplicate a (gene fam163ba). The record is from RefSeq and is a predicted model, not a curated record. The coding region runs from base 494 to 1018 and encodes 174 amino acids. NCBI's taxonomy places the organism in Eukaryota, Metazoa, Chordata, Actinopteri, Siluriformes, Bagridae. The transcript is spliced from 3 exons.
UUUUUUCUCCUCUACUGCGACUCAAGGCUUUGGCUUGUGUAGAGUCCGGACGCAGAGGCUCAUAAGCAGCUCAUCAGCACAUUUGCUCCUCAGCUCAGCGUGUUAUUAAGUUUCUCUGGCGCGUAUAAGCGCACUGGCUCACUCCAGAGAGAUAGAGAGAGAGAUGAUUUUUGGAUGUUAAACCCGAUUGCUGAUUCAUUUGUGACAUUUAUUUCAACCCGCAGUUGGUCCACGAGCCUCGGCGUCGUCCUGUGCCUGAUUUCCGCCUGAUGUUGAAGUCAUGGUGUUCGGCUCUGGAUGAGAAUUUUCCCGACAGUUCUCCCGGCUGAAGAAACGACAUCGCCGCGUCGUUCAUGGCGUUCAAGUCUGCAUGAUUUCUCCUUUCUGAUUUCGUCCAUGAUCCGGAUGAGCUUCUCCAAAGCCGCUGCUUCUUCAUGCAUGUGAUCUGAUUCAUUCCACCGCUGCUGAAGGGUGUUGAUGGAGAGCUUUUCGAAUGACAGCCGGGACAGUGGUCAUCACAGGCGGGAUUCUAGCUACAGUAAUCUUACUGUGCAUCAUCGCAGUACUGUGCUACUGUAGACUGCAGUAUUAUUGCUGUAAGAAGGAGGAGUCCGAGUCGGAGGAGGAGGAGCCUGACUUCGCUGUGACGUCUCGUCUGCCGCCGGUUCACUCCAACCACAACAUCCUGGCUCCUGCCGUCGCCUCGGCGCCCACCCCCAACGGGCCGGCCCUGUUCACGCCCCCGCCGCCAACGCGCAAGCUGACCCGCUCGCAGACUUUCUGCCCGUCCUGCACGCAUUACGACAUGCCCUUCUACCUGCAGCAGCCGGAAGGCCUGAGGAACGGCGGUGACCGUCUGAGCUUCCGCAGCGUCCAGCAGCACGAGCUGGAGCUUCCCACACCGCUGCCCACACCGCUGCCCACACCGCUACCCAACUACCAAAAGCUCAACCUUAACCGCUCCGUCACCAUGAGACAGAUGUUCACACGCAGCUGCAGCAUCAGCACCGACGUCUAGCGCAGGGACAGCGUCCGACCCGCGCCCCCUGCAGGCCUGGAGACGACACGCAGGUCCGUACAGACGUUCAGUUAGACCUCGGGCUCAGAGGACGCUGCACAGAGGGUGACCACGUUUUACUAGACAAAACACACCCCAUGAAGAGUGGUGAAGAUUACAGAUUAGAAAAGAUCAAAUGAAAUAAUCCUGAUGUCUGGAGCCGGUUUGGGGAAGUGAAAAGGGGGGAUAAAAAGGGCUUGAGAGAGAGUUCAUGUCUGAUUUUAGUCAAGAAAAGAAAAACAGCUCACUUUCUUUUGUACAUAAAGUUUAACUCAUUUUUGUAUUGUCUGUGUGUGUGUGUGUGUGAGACAGAUAUUUUAUCAGGAUUAUAUCGUAAAAUAAAAACCAACAGAAAGAAGAGAAAAUGAAAACAAGCUCAAAUCUGAGCUGCAAUAAAAAGAUUCGGAGUAAAUGUGACGUAGAAAACAAAACAGAAGGAAAAGAAGAACUUUCAUUUGUAUUAUUUCUUAAAUUAACAUUGCAGUGUAUUCGUCCAGAGACAGAUCCAUGUUUUUAAAUCCUAUUCCUCGGGUUUAUAAGAUGUGCCGUUUAUCUGAAAAGAUCUCCUCUUGUCCUGCUGAAGACGUUGUUCUGGUCAGCGGGUGGAGCUUCACCACCGCCGGACUGACAUACGGGACACGCCCCCUUCUCUCUCUCUCUGGACUGAAAUGGGUUUAUUCUGAGCCUGACUAUGUGCUGCUUUUCUUUCACAGAGGAAAUGACUGAUUUCUUCUACUGGAUUGUUUUGUAUUCAGUUCCAGAAAUGAUUUACGGAGCUGAGACGAAAGAUUUCCUUUUCAUAUUUCAGGUUUAACGGUGAGAUUUUUCUGUCCUAAUGGUGAUUUUUCUGACUUUACAAACAGAGUGUAGUCAUACUGUGUGUCACACACACACACACACACACACACACACACACACACACACACACACACUCUCUCUCUCUCUCUCUCUCUCUCUAGGCCAG